Drosophila eugracilis is the source of this 2430-nucleotide messenger RNA. It is a transcript of the gene Poxn, whose product is annotated as paired box pox-neuro protein. Gene Ontology annotation, biological process: regulation of transcription by RNA polymerase II; anatomical structure development. Gene Ontology annotation, molecular function: RNA polymerase II cis-regulatory region sequence-specific DNA binding; DNA-binding transcription factor activity, RNA polymerase II-specific. The coding region runs from base 844 to 2118 and encodes 424 amino acids. The transcript has 5 exons. The record is from RefSeq and is a predicted model, not a curated record. Lineage: Eukaryota; Metazoa; Arthropoda; Insecta; Diptera; Drosophilidae.
GGCACGAAGCUAACUCUCAAUUUCCACUGCCACUUCAACGGCCACUCCACUGCCACUGCCACCAAAUUGAUCUGAUCGAUGCGCCGGCACCGCGAUUCGCGUGCAGUUAGUCGAAUUUUUGACGGUCGAGUGACAAGGUGCGUCGCGUCGCAAACUCCCAAUAAAAAGAAUUAAACUAAAAAAUAAGAGACUUCAGCCGUCGCGCCUCUUAACUGAUUAAAUAGGCCAUUAUCCAAGGGAUAAGCCCACUGUGUAUGCAAAACUCAAGCGAAAAGUGUUGUGAUCAAGUGCUUAAAGGAUCAAGUUCUAGUUUUGGAUAGCCGCGAAUAAAGUUCUUAAAGAUUAAGAUUUUCACUGUUCACCAGAGAGCUCGGUUGUUCGGCUCGGUUUUGGUUUUGGUUUCGGAUCGGAUCGGAUCGGUUUUGGCCCGGCCUGGACGCCGUACGAUUUCGUGGAAGCCGUAAAAAAGUCUUCGGGGAGUGGGCCGCCAGCAUCAUCAUCCAAGCAUCAGUACGAGCAUCAGUGCUGAGUCAAACAGCAUUUAAGUCUAAAGACUGAGCAUCCUAAUAGCCCGGCGACCACGACGACAUCCAUCAAAGCGUUUUUAUGACGUUCUUGCUUGAAAUUUGAUUAAAAUUCAGCGAUUAACUAAGCAGCAGCCUCACCAACGGGACGAAAGACAAAAAAGAAAAAACUAAAAACAAAAAAACAAACAGCAAAUAAACCAAAAUACUUUACGGAGGCUAAGCGACUGCGAACGAACGACUACCGAUCGAAUCGGAUCGUAUCGAAUCACUUUCGGAUUGGAUUGGAUUGAAUUGAAUUGUUGAUCACAUUUCAGCCAUGCCGCAUACAGGACAAGCUGGUGUCAAUCAGUUGGGUGGAGUUUUCGUGAAUGGCCGCCCUUUGCCGGACUGCGUUCGUCGCCGGAUCGUGGACUUGGCUUUGUGCGGAGUUAGGCCCUGUGAUAUAUCCCGCCAGCUCUUGGUUUCUCAUGGUUGCGUUUCCAAAAUACUGACUCGCUUUUAUGAGACGGGCUCCAUUCGACCAGGUUCCAUUGGCGGCAGCAAGACCAAGCAAGUGGCCACUCCCACCGUGGUAAAGAAGAUCAUCCGCCUGAAGGAGGAGAACAGCGGCAUGUUCGCUUGGGAAAUUCGCGAGCAACUGCAGCAACAGCGUGUCUGCGAUCACAAUUCGGUGCCCUCGAUAAGCUCCAUCAACCGAAUUCUGCGCAACAGUGGUCUCUGGACGGACGAGAUGACCUCCAGUCAGCAGAAUGCGGCAGCUGCAGCGGCGGCGGCGGCAGCAGCGGCUCAUCAAGCGGGCAAUGGUCCAGCCAAUGGAUAUGGACCCCAAGCUCCUCCUCCUCCGGUUACUGUGGCUCCACCCACUCCGGCAGCCACGCCCUCCGUUGCACGUUAUGCAAAACCGCCGGCGAUGAUGAUGAAUACCGCCGGGGAAAUGCCCAUCAAACCCGCUCCCAAAAUGCCGCCCAGCAUGGGACAUGGCCACAAUCAUGGCCUAAAUCCCAAUGUUUCUGGCUUGGAUUUAAGUUACUCUGCUCUGCACAAGCACUGGCUGUGGAAUCCCUCCCUACUCUACUACACCCAAGCUCACAUUCAGGCUCAGGCGGCUGCCUCGGGUGGACAAUUCCUGCCCUAUGCCGGCGGCUAUUUGCCCCAUGCCAUGGCAGCGGCGGCCGCAUCUUCCACAUCGUCUAUGGGUGGUUUUACCAAGUCGGAGAGCUCCAUCGAUCUUUCGACACCCGGAGCUGCUGGCGAUGCACUUAGCGAUUGUGAUUCCGGCAAAUCUUCACCAGCGGCACUUUCAUUAACCGCUUCUGGUGGUGGAGCCGGAUCAGCUCCAGAGGCUUCUCCUGGCUCGGCACUGAGCCAUAGUCGCAAGCGUAACCCUUACUCCAUUGAGGAGCUGCUUAAGAAGCCGGAGAAGCGACUUCGACUCGAUAGCAAUCGUCUGGAGUGUCUGGAGUCUAGUUCCUGUGAAAGCAGUCAGGAUAGUCCAGCUCCCCAGCCCUUGGAAAUUCCAGAGGACGAGGAUGCUGUCGAAGCGGAAGAGGAUCAGGAGGAGGAGGACUGCAGCGUGGAGGUGGUCAACUGAAUCAAAAUGCACUAUCCCUCUGACCCAGUUUUAUGAUCUGUGUAUAUAUAGCAACGUAGUUUAAUCCUAAACGCCCCUUUAAUCAAGUUUAAAGUCAAUCAAUGGAGGAAAAUGAGUUCAUUUUUUUGGCAUUUUCUUUUCCUUAAAACUGGAUCUCUGAUAAUGAAGUUUUAAAAUGGAAAAUUGCUGGCUUAAUCAUAACAUUGUUGAACUUAUGUUUCAUCAAAAAUGAUUGGUUAAAUAUUGAUGAAAAGGGGUGAUAAUAUAAUAAAGUAUUUAAAUAAAAGAAUUCGAGUAUUUGUGCUGAGUGAA